AUGGAACGGGAGAGUGAGACAAAAGGACGCAUGAGCGCUGUGGAGAGACUCGCCGCAAGCAAGCCAAAAUACGUCAAGAGCCAACAAGUGGUGAACUCAAACCAGGAGCCUGUGGUUAGUCUUGGUUCUGCCUCUGUGAGCAGUGCUGGGUCCUCAAGUAAGAAUCUCAUCUCAGAGAGUAAGUCAAAAGUAUGCUCUCAAGCACGAGGGACCAGCUCAAAGAAACGACCAGAUUCUCUUCUGCUUUACAGACAGAAAUGUGACUUACUCAGAGGGUCAGCCAAUGCCCGGAAGCACAACAUAACUCGUAAGGCGCUGCUCAAUUUUAUGAAUAAAAAUGUUUCACUAUCUGAGGCCACAGAGAAGGAAUGCGAGUCUCAGGACAAGAAGGAAAAAAUCACCACACCUGAGGGAACAGCAAAGGAAUGUGGCUCGCAUGUUGUUAUCAUUCAGUCAGAUGACUGGUCAAACGGAGGUGCAAAAGAGGGCAGCGCCAAAGGCAGCGAUUCUGGGACUAAGUUGACAGCUGGUGGUCUCCUUGCAGUUCCUCAGAUUGAAAGGUCUGGCAAGGGGGUCAGUCGUUCUCACUCUGACAUCAGUUCCAGGUACUCCAAAAAUUUUGCAGACUUUGAUGCAUUUUUCAAGUACUGUGGCUUGGAUGGCGAGAUCAUUGAGUCUUUGGGGAAGAAGAACUUCUCAGUAGAGUCUGGUGACAUUAACGUUCGGAGCUUCAGCACAUCCACAUCAGACGAUGGCUUCUCAAGGAACAGUGGUGACAGCGACGGGCUGCUAGAGGAUGAGUUACAUAAAAAGAGAGGCCAGGGAACAUCAGUUAUUGAGCGCAAUGCACGGAUUAUCAAAUGGCUUUACAGCUGCAAAAAUGCAACAGAAACUGGAAAAAAGUUACGAGACCUUAAUUGA
Menidia menidia (Atlantic silverside) is the source of this 921-nucleotide messenger RNA. NCBI's taxonomy places the organism in Eukaryota, Metazoa, Chordata, Actinopteri, Atheriniformes, Atherinopsidae. The record is from the annotation of a GenBank genome assembly.